Arabidopsis thaliana (thale cress) is the source of this 699-nucleotide messenger RNA. Its product is annotated as actin-binding FH2 (formin-like) protein. The transcript has a single exon. The record is from RefSeq and is marked reviewed. The coding region runs from base 1 to 699 and encodes 232 amino acids. NCBI's taxonomy places the organism in Eukaryota, Viridiplantae, Streptophyta, Magnoliopsida, Brassicales, Brassicaceae.
AUGGAGGAAAAAGAUGUUUUACCUAUGGAAGCAUUUGCUAAGGUUCAAGAGAUUUUUAGUGAAGCUGAAUGGUUGGAUCCAAAUUCUGAUGUUGCUGUGACUGUAUUCAACCAAAUAACAGCAACAAAUAUACUUCAAGAAAGCUUGGAUUCAGGUUCUCCUCGAAGCCCUGACUCACGUAGCCUAUUGGAAUCGACACUUGAGAAAGUUAAGGAGAAAACCAAGUUGAUGAUAGCGGAAAAUAUUGUUUCAAGUCCGGAUACAUCCUCUCCUGAAUGGAAAGAGAAAGAUACAAUGUCAUCUCAUAAAUCUUAUGCAGAUCCGAAUUCAAUCCUUAAGAAGGUUGACGAAUCGCGUGGACUUCGAUUUUCAGUCCAAAGAAAUGUUCACUCAAAGAUAUUUUCACCUCGAAUGGUCCAAAGUCCAGUAACAUCACCACUUCCAAAUCGUAGCCCCACACAAGGAUCACCCGCUUCAAUAUCGAGAUUUCACAGCUCCCCCUCUACCCUUGGGAUCACUUCAAUAUUAAAUGAUCAUGGCACAUGUAAAGGUGAAGAGUCUACUUCAUCAUCACCAGCCUCACCUUCAAUUUCAUUUCUACCAACAUUGCAUCCGAUGACACCAUCGCAACCCAAAAAUCUUCUCCACAAUGUCCACAGUCUCCCACACCUGUUCAUUCAAAUGGCCCUCCUUCAGUAG